Molecule: messenger RNA, 2413 nt
Organism: Panonychus citri (citrus red mite)
Lineage: Eukaryota; Metazoa; Arthropoda; Arachnida; Trombidiformes; Tetranychidae
Product: TRAF3-interacting protein 1-like
Exons: 4
Coding region: 4-1809 (601 amino acids)
Biological process (GO): regulation of microtubule cytoskeleton organization; cilium assembly; intraciliary transport
Cellular component (GO): axoneme; ciliary basal body; centrosome
Molecular function (GO): microtubule binding
Source: RefSeq, a predicted model, not a curated record
AUCAUGUCAACAAAUCAAGUAAAUGUUGAUAGUAAAUUGAUUAAAUCAACUCAAGACAUUUUAAGUAAAAUAAUUAAGAAACCAAUUCUAACCGAGAAGUUGUUAAAACGACCUCCAUUUAAAUUUCUUCAUGAUAUCAUCAUAAACGUUAUUAGUUCAACUGGUUACAUGAAGGAUUCAUUUAAUUCCGAUGAUCUUAAUCAAUCAAUUCAGAAAGAUAAAGAAGGCAAAAUUGAUUUUCUUCAGAAAGUAAUUGACAUUGUCGGUUCAACAUUAGGUAAGCCCGUUGAUGUGAAGGCAGCUAAAAUUGUCGCUGGUCUUGAACCUGAUAAAACUAAUCAGUUCCUUCAAUUACUCGGUAAAGCAGCGAUUGUCUCAACUCGUGGUGGUAAAAAAGACUCACCAUCAACAACAGUAACCAAAUCAACUGUUAAAAGUGUAAACAGUAAAACAAUUAAUCGACCAGGUAAAAAGUCAACACCAUCGGCCGUUAAUAGUAAUCAAUCAGGAUCAAUUGGAUCGAAAGGUAAAAAAUCCUCGACAAAUGAUGGCAAAACUGAACAAUCAAUUGGUAAAAAUACUAAUCAACUAAAUUCUCGAGAAAAUUCAGCAAUUAAAGAAAUUAAAACCCCAGCUAAUAGUAGACCAGGUAGUUAUCGAACCAGAGGAUUAGGUGAUGUUAAUGAUGAUCAAGAUGAAAAAGAUCAAAAUGAUAAUCAUAAUGAAAAUUUUGAUAAUGAAUUAAGAGAUAAAAUUAAUUCUGCAAAAAGUGUUGUUGAUUCUUCAAAUUUAAUUACUAAUCAAAGUUCAUUAAUCACGGAAAAUGAUGAUGAUGAAAUGAUGAAACCGGAAGAUAAUCAGUCAGUUAAUGCUCCAGGUGAAACAAUUACGUCCGUAGAUGAAUCUUCAACUGAUUUACCUCGAAAAGGUCUUCCUCAAUUAAUGGUUCGUCCACCAACAGGAACCACCAUAUCUCAUACACCCAGGUCACCACGGCCCAGUGCUCGUCCCACUACAGCGAGAGCGGCUCCACCUAAAGUGGUCACUAAACGUGAACUAAUGGACUCGCCGAGUAUUGACCAAUCGAGAAUAUUAUCUUCAUCAGAACCGGUGGAAAAUUUGAUUACAGAAAAGGUUCGACCAGGUACAAGUGCUGGUGGACGAAAAAGUGUACUUAGGGGUGGAAAUAAAAGUGCCCUUGGUGGUGGUGGUGGUGGUGGAGAGAGAAGUGAUCAAGAUGAAGAUGAAGAUGAAGAUGCCAUGUUUAUAGUUCAAGAGGUUAAAGACGAUCUUGCAAGUACCAUUGAGUCGAGUGUUUUGUUACAAGGUCAUUCGAUUGGUGUCACCGAAGAGGACAAGUCAAAGGGUAGUUUGGUUAAACAGUUAAUCGAAACCAAAGUAGCUUUGGAAGGUAAUAAUCAAACCGAUGGACAAUUGAAUGUGACCAAUGGUCAUCUAUCCAAUGUUUUGGCUUCCCGUGAUAUCAACAAGUUAAGGGAAAACAUUCAACGGUUAACCCAACUGGCCACACCAUUAGGUCGGAUUUUGGACUAUCUUCAGGAAGAUAUUAAUUCAAUUGUUACUGAACUUCGAGGUUGGGUUGAUGAACAUUCAAAGAAUAUGAUUAAAUUGCAAGAAGAGAAAAGUUCAAUCGAUACUCACUUAGAACCAUUUCGAAUACAGUUAGAACAUUUGGACAGUGAUAUUAGUCGACUUUACGAAAGCAUCUCAAUCAGAAAAGCAGCAAUUCUCAGGAAUGAAGAAAAAAUCGAGAGAAUAAUUAAAAUGGUUGUAGAAAAAUCCAACUAAUUGUCGGAACAGAUUCGAAUCUCAUCUCAUUAAUUGUGAUUAUUAUUAUUAAACUUUCAGAAAAAAGAUGAAAAUUGUUCGAUCUAUUAAAAGAAAAUUGAAAGUUAAUUGUUUGGUAGAAAAAGAAAUGUAAAAAUCUUUAUUAAGAAUUUAAUUUUUAUGAGAUGUUGGUGAUUAAUACAUCAUCUUAGAUUGAGUUUUAAUCAAUCAUCGUUUAAUUUUUCGGAACAUUGAAAAUUAAACCGAUUGAAUGUUUGAUUUGAAUUAACAAAUUGUACACAAAAAUUUGAUGGUGAUUAAAAUAAUUUCUGAGUAAAACUAAGAGUAUUGGUCAUUUAACAGGAAGAUAAAUGAUGAGAAAUUCACACAGGUAGAGAAAAAAAGUUAAUCUGAAUUCGUUUGGAAGAAAAAAAAUUUUCAACACUUGGCAAUUUGUUAACAAAUUCUGUUAAUUAUUUGAUUGGUUUUCCAGUGAUUUAUGAACGAUAUUGAUUCCAUCUUCUUGAAGAGACGGCGUAUCUUGAUCGUUGUUGUUGUUUUGGCAGUUCUUGGGAAUAGUAAACUGAACUUGGCUCGUAAUCUGGUUCCUCAUCGGUAGUUUGGA